This is a messenger RNA of Cyprinodon tularosa, 1324 nucleotides long. RefSeq names its product E3 SUMO-protein ligase ZBED1-like. The transcript has 6 exons. NCBI's taxonomy places the organism in Eukaryota, Metazoa, Chordata, Actinopteri, Cyprinodontiformes, Cyprinodontidae. Bases 42 to 1082 code for a protein of 346 amino acids. The record is from RefSeq and is a predicted model, not a curated record.
GUGAAAAGGUUGUGGCAGCAACUGUUGACAAUGCAGCCAACAUGGAUGUAGCCAUCAAACAGCUGAGCAUCCUGAAAUUUCCAUGCUUUGCCCACACGCUCAAUCUGGGAGCGCAGAAGCUGUACAAUUGCACAACAAUUUCAAAUUGGGCAGCACGAGUUCGAGCAGUGAUAGUUUGGAUGAAGAGGUCACACAUGGCAAAAGUUGUUCUAAAAGAGAAACAAGGCCUGCUCAAGCUGCCCAAGCACAUGCUCCUCCUGGAUGUAAGGACCAGGUGGAAUUCCCUGUAUUUGAUGAUGGAGAGAUUCUGUGAGCAGUUCCCUGCUAUCCAGGCGGCAGCCAUAGACCCACGUAUACGAAAGUCCAUGGAGAAGGAAAGGUUAGCCAAAAUAGGCAAUGAGGACUUGGGAAAAGCAGAGGCCUUUGUGCAGCUCAUGCGGAAGCAUUACACAUCCACACUGGCUGUCUCCAGUGAGAAAAGUCCAACCUGUGGGGAGAUUUUGCCCAUCUUGCAGAAGCUGGAGCAACAGUACACUGUGCAGGAAGGUGAAUCUGCUUUCACAAGGAGCAUCAAAGAGAACAUUUGGAAUGAUCUCUCCAAACGCUACCAGGGAGCUGAUAUUCGGAGAUUCCUGGAGGAAGCCACCAUUCUGGAUCCCAGAUUUAAAUACAAAAUUAAAAGUGAUGAAGUCUGGGACAGGAUCAGGGAAGCUGCAAUUAAAGGGAAUACAGUGGAAGCAACAGAUGAGCUCCCUGAAGAAGGCUGCAAAGAUGGGGAGGAGGAAGAAGAAGAAGAAGAAGAAGAGGAUGACUAUGCACUGCCACCACCAUCAAAAAAGACAGCCUUGGAAGAACUGUUCGAUGAGGAUGAAGACGAGCUGCGGUCAAUUUGUGAAACAAAGCCUGGUCUUUCCUUAGCCCAGAGGGUAGAUCAGGAAAUACAGCUCUAUAAAGGCUUGCCCUCCAUCCCCUGCAGGGAUAGCGCCACACUUUGGUGGUGGAACAAGGAAGAUACGCUGCCCUUGCUAUCUGGACUGGCUGAAAAAUACCUCUGUGUUCAGGCUUCCUCCACCCCAUCUUAGAGGGUGUUCUCUACGGCUGGAAACACCUUAAGUGCGGAAAGAUCCCAUAUCCUUCCAGAAAAGGCAGAUAUGCUAAUCUUUCUGCAAAAGAACUGUUAAUUUUCCCUUUUACUAAGUUAUUACGUUUGUUCUUGUUCAUUUUUCAUUUAAAAGCAGAUGUUACUCAAGUUUCACAUUUCCUGUGGACAUCUUUAUCUUGUUGAGUUUGUAAGAUUGUGCAAUAGUUUAGUAAACAAAGUUGA